Messenger RNA from Ogataea philodendri, 906 nucleotides. RefSeq lists its product as uncharacterized. NCBI's taxonomy places the organism in Eukaryota, Fungi, Ascomycota, Pichiomycetes, Pichiales, Pichiaceae. Gene Ontology annotation, molecular function: protein kinase binding; cyclin-dependent protein serine/threonine kinase regulator activity. The transcript has a single exon. Gene Ontology annotation, cellular component: cyclin-dependent protein kinase holoenzyme complex; nucleus. The record is from RefSeq and is a predicted model, not a curated record. Gene Ontology annotation, biological process: regulation of cyclin-dependent protein serine/threonine kinase activity. Bases 1 to 906 code for a protein of 301 amino acids.
AUGACUUCGCAUACCGACAAACCCAAGCGGGCGGCCAUUGUGAUCCCCCCGCCGCCCACCACCACGUCGGUACAACAUUCGCCUGCCUUGCCUCCUCGCCGAACGCUCCCGCUCCGCUUCAUCGAUUGUCCCAAAGAUGACCUGAUUGUCAUAAUUUCCCGCAUGCUCUCCUCGCUAAUUUCCAUCAACGACAAACAGAUCUCUCCUGAUAUCAACCACCAGUCACUGACACGAUUUCACUCGCGGUCGCCGCCGCAGAUCUCGCUGUACUCGUAUCUCUCGAGACUGUCGCAUUAUUCCUCUUUGGAGAAUUCUGUGUUAAUAACCAGCAUUUAUUACAUCGAUCUGUUGAGCAUGUGUUAUCCCACGUUUGCCGUGAGCUCUCUGACGGUGCAUAGGUUUUUGCUGACGGCCACAACGGUGGCGUCCAAAGCGCUGUGCGACAGUUUCUGCUCAAAUAGCCACUAUGCCAAGGUUGGAGGAGUUAACCUGAUGGAGCUGAACGUGCUGGAAACAGAGUUCCUGAACAAGGUGGGGUACCGCGUGGUGCCCCGGGAUUUCAACCACGACAAGCUGCGCGAGCGGAAAAGCAGCACAGGAACGCUCGACACUGACUAUUUCAAGAAAAUCAAGCUGGGCAUCGAAAAUGCAGCAGAGGUGCUGGAUUUAUAUUAUAAACGCAUGGUGAUGCUCGUGGGCGGACCGGAAGCCGAGGACGUGGGGUGUCACGACGGCGUGGAGUACACGUUGGCAGGAGAAAACGGGAAGGAGGACCAGGAGCAGAAGCUCGCAGGCUCGCAGCUACAGGCAGAGCAGGACGACGUGAGCAGACGCAAACUACGCAAGCUGAACAAAAACGACCUGGAGUCGGAGAAUGAUGGACUGCGGUCGCCGAAAAGUCACUGA